Lachancea sp. 'fantastica' is the source of this 2427-nucleotide messenger RNA. The record is from the annotation of a GenBank genome assembly. NCBI's taxonomy places the organism in Eukaryota, Fungi, Ascomycota, Saccharomycetes, Saccharomycetales, Saccharomycetaceae.
AUGGAUAUAGAGGAACCUCACUUUGAUGCAGAACCAGCGUUGAGAACCAUACUGGAGACUCCUGGCUCUCUCGACGGAAUAGACCAGUUGAUCCAGGCCACUAGAGCUGCCAAGUUUGUUCUCGAAGAUGACAUAGUCAAAGGCGUUGACGAGAGUCAUAGGCCCAAAGAACCAGUGUCUGUGACCUCUGGUGUGGUUUCCGAGUUUCAUCAGCUGCUUGUAGAAAUCGGUGAUAUUACUGCGCUUUCUCGAGAGACGGAAUCAGCCAUUUCGCAGCUCACGAAAGACAUCUCUCAUUUGGACAAUGCCAAGCGCAACUUAUCCCAAACGAUGGCUUUCUUCCAAAAUUUGGAGCAGCUCACAGAGUCCUACUUCCAAUGUCGCGCUCUUCUAGAGUCUAACAAUUUCAAGGACAUGAUACCGUCCUAUAAUGUCAUGAGUGGUCUUGUGGCAUACUUACAACAAUACAAAUCAGUGCAAGAAGUCGGCGACAUAGUAGCUAAGGUCACACGCCUGCAGUCACAAACUUUGAGUGAGGUGAAAAAGAUAUAUCAAGACCUCCUGAACACUCACUCUAUCGCAAAAAAGGGCGUCGACGAGUCCACGCUGAGAGAAGGCGCCUGUGCCUUGUUGGAAACCAACUCUGGUGCCAAAACGGACUUGAUAGAUUGGGUGGUCAAUAAGCUUCUAUAUGAGGUAUCUGAAAUUUUCCAAGUGGACGAUGAAGCUGGCUCCUUAGAGAAUUUGUCUAGACGUUACGUUUAUUUCAAAAAAGUACUGAACGGUUUUAACUCUGAAUUUGCCCAGAGCUUCCCUAAAGACUGGGACCUCCCGAUAAAGCUGACUGCUAAAUUUUACAGCAUUACUAGGAAAGAUCUGAGCAUUUUACUGCAGCGAGAACUCAAGGAUAAUCCUUCAAUUGAUACAUUCAUGGGUGCGCUGCAAACAACCCUGGAGUUCGAAAAAUACAUUGAUGUAAAGUUUUCCAAUCGCUUGAACGCAGAAGCUGGGUUUGAACGCAUCUCCAAGUCCUUUGAGCCAUAUCUGGUGCUGUGGAUUCAGCAUCAAGACUCCCUCAUGAAUUCAAAAAUUCUCAGCUACAUGGCUGAAAACAAAAUCACUCAGUCAUCGGACUCGUUAGUUCUUCCAUCCAGUGCCGAUCUUUUCAGAAGGUAUAGGUCUCUUCUUUCACAGACGCUUGACCUAAUUCAAAGCGGUAGCGGCAGAGAUCAAAUGUUACGCGAGCUGGCUACUUUCUUCAACAAUUGGCUCACGACUUAUUUGGAAAAAAUACUGAGGCCGCUGUUGAUCGCGCCGAAUGUGAAGAUUGAAAACAAAGAAGAAGCGAUGACAUACACACUGCUACUUCUUAACACUGCCGAUUACUGCACUACAACGAUUAGACAAUUGGAAGAAAAGUUGAUUGAGUAUCUAUCAGACAAUAAAAGCUUGGAUGAGCCAUUUGAAAAAGUGCAGGCGCAAUACGGAAGCAUCAUUUCGAGCGCUAUGGAUGUGUUACUCAAUUCUCUAAUCGCACCAGAUAUAGCAUUCGCGUGGAGGGAAUUCGAUAACACAGAUUGGAGGAACGUGCAAGUCGAAGAUUACAGUAGAUACACAUUCACACUGAAGGAGCUCUUCAGAAAUGAACAGUCGAUUAUGCGAAAGAUUAUACCUCGUUUCAACAGGGAGCUAUACAGUUGGAGUUUCAUGGGGAAGGUUAUUGAAUUGACUUGUGACGGCUUUAUGGGUUGUAUCGUGCGGCUUUUGAAGCCAAGGCCGCCAUUUGCAAACCUCAAUAAUCCCCGCAGUUUACAAAUUUCCCAGGUUAUAAGCAUCGGCGAGCAAUUACAGCUGGACACUGAAUGUCUGAGGCAAGCUCUGGCUUCAUGGGCGGAUGACUUAGCAGAUUUGAUCAACGGGAAUGCAGCAUCGUCCAAAAGAAUCAAAAAACACAUCGAGAAAAGCUUUGAGCAACUGGUAACAUUCCUCAAAUUGUUAACCGUGCCGUUGGACGACCCCGAAACAUAUCAGGACAAUUAUGCUGCCAUUACAGAAAACAAUGAAAAUGUCAUUUCGUGGUGUUUCGUCUUGGCACUCAAAGGCCUGCCGUGGGAGCUUGCGAGAUGGAAAGCGCUAUAUGCCGCGUUCCGGCGUGCUGACAAUGGAGCAGAAAAGUCUUUGCUUCCUGUGCUUUUGAGGUGUGAAUCUACGGUUCUCCAAUUUCAGUACGAUUUGACCAGCGCCAACGAACCGGCAUGGCAGAAAUUUAUUCGAGGCGAUUUGGAUUUAAAGCCAGUAACGAGCAAAAAACCCACUUCGGCUUCAAACGGAAGAUCAUUGUCGCCAACGCCCCGACUUGUAUCGAGCAAGCUGAAUGGUAAUAUAAAAAACCUCAUGUCAGGUACCGGCUUUUUCCACAGAGGAUAG